GUUCACUUCGCCUGUCUUCCAGUUCCACGCCGCACAUCGCCUCUUCUCGCCGCCGCUGCGGCACACCCAAAGCCUCGCCGGCGGGGAUGGGAGCACCUCAAACGGGCUCCCUGGCUGUCACUCGCUUCUCCUCCGAUUGACCGCCUCCUCUCUCCGCGGCGAUGGCGGACGGCUCCAGGGACAUUAGCAGGCGGCGGAAUCCAGCGGACAAGCUCACCGAAGACCUCGUCGUCGAGAUCCUGUCGCACGUGCCGUACAAGUCGCUGUGCCGGUUCAAGUGCGUCUCCAAGCGGUGGCGCGGCAUCAUCUCCCACCCCGACCACCGCAAGGCGCUGCCGCAGCACCAUCUCCAUGACCUCGCCGGAUUCCUCUACUCGAGCCGCGGCCCCGGCCCUGACUAUUUAUCAAUUCACAAUUUCAACCAUGUCUCGCCGGGAGGCCGCCCUCCUAUCCGCCCUACACUCCCCUUCCUGCCUGACUGCGAGCUAUUCGACCUUCUGGAUAGCUGCAACGGCCUGCUCCUCUGCCGCCGCUUCGAGACCGCUUAUUCGCGGGCAUUCGACUACGUGGUGUGCAAUCCUGCCACGGAGAAAUGGGUUGCUUUGCCCGGCUUCUUCAGCAAGAUGCAGGCAGCUCGCUUGGGGUUCGACCCGGCCGUGUCCUCGCACUUCCAUGUGUUCCAGUUCGUGGAGGAUGGGGCUGCAGAUGCAAAUGCCGAUACAAACGACGACGAUGAUGGCGAUAGUUUUGGGCACGUCAGAGCGGUUGACAUCUACUCGUCCAAAACCGGGGCCUGGACUCACAAGGACAGCGGUUGGGACUUCCUACCUAGGAUAGUGAGUGAUUCUAGAAGUGUCUUUGUCAAUGGUUUUCUGCAUUUGCUCGCCAUCGAGUCUGCGGUGGUGGCAAUGGAUGUGGAGGGAACUACUUGGAGGGCUAUUCCUAUGCCGGACGAUGAGGAUGCCCCCAUAAUAGAUGUUGAUGUCGGGUUCAUUGACCUGUCUCGAGGGCGUUUGUAUCUGGCAAAUAGUGAUCAGCAUGAUUUUGAUAAACUGUCGAUCUGGGUUCUCGAGGACUACGGCAGUGAAGCGUGGGUCUUGGAGCACAGUGUCAGGUAUGUGAAUCUAUUUGGAGUGAAGAAUGUCCGGCUGGGACACGAGUACCAUAUUGUCGCCCUCCACCCACAACGAAACACAAUUUUCCUAGUUUAUGGGCAUGAGAAGGUACUGAUGUCUUAUGAAAUGGAUACUGGGAAAGUGCAGUUCAUCCACGAUCUUGGACAGGGUUCCAUGGAGCCUUAUCUUCCUUAUGUUCCCUUGUACUCAGAGGCAUUGGCAGAUUGGCACUGAUAAUCUGGCUCGCAUUUUGCUGUUCCAUUGUUGGCUUUUUAGAUAAUGGUGAAUCAUAGGUCUUACUCCCAGGUAAUAUCGGCAGCUAUUCCCUUUUGUUCUCGAGUGUACUCUGUAACCUACUUUAUGGGGCUAUCUGUCCAGUUAACUUAGUAAUGCUAGCUGCUUCUCUUAUGUAAACAUAUAUGUGACAUAUGUGUUUAUGGUUGAUAGCAGCGUACGUGCGACAGCAUUUACUAUUUAACUUCAUGGAGCUAUCAUUAAUUUGUAUCA
Molecule: messenger RNA, 1622 nt
Organism: Triticum dicoccoides
Lineage: Eukaryota; Viridiplantae; Streptophyta; Magnoliopsida; Poales; Poaceae
Product: putative F-box protein At4g10190
Exons: 2
Coding region: 162-1349 (395 amino acids)
Molecular function (GO): protein binding
Source: RefSeq, a predicted model, not a curated record